Capsella rubella is the source of this 1702-nucleotide messenger RNA. Its product is annotated as uroporphyrinogen decarboxylase 1, chloroplastic. Gene Ontology annotation, biological process: porphyrin-containing compound biosynthetic process. Gene Ontology annotation, molecular function: uroporphyrinogen decarboxylase activity. The transcript is spliced from 7 exons. The record is from RefSeq and is a predicted model, not a curated record. Lineage: Eukaryota; Viridiplantae; Streptophyta; Magnoliopsida; Brassicales; Brassicaceae. Bases 99 to 1355 code for a protein of 418 amino acids.
CGGUGAUAAGGAAACAUCUGACCAGACCGGACCAAGGAGCGGGUAAAAAUCACACAAAGCUUUGAUCUUCAAACUCGUAGGUUCUUCUGUGAUUGAAUAUGAGCUUAUCAUCACCAACCAGUGCCUGUAGCUCGUCGAGAUGUUACUCCUCAGGAUUGUCGUUGCCGAUUGGGUUUCGAUCGAGUCCCAUCAAUGUGGGAUUGGUUUGUUAUCCAAAAAGACACAAUAUUGCUGCUCGGAAGCUCGUCGUAGCUUGCUCCUCCUCCUCUUCCGAUCCAUUAUUAGUUAAGGCUGCGAAAGGCCAAGCCGUGAGUCGCCCUCCAGCUUGGAUGAUGAGGCAGGCAGGAAGGUAUAUGGCUGUUUACCAAAAGCUCGCCAAGAAACACCCAUCCUUCAGAGAGAGAUCAGAGAACACUGAUCUAAUCGUCGAAAUCUCUUUGCAGCCUUGGCAAGCUUUCAGACCAGACGGUGUCAUCAUUUUCUCUGACAUCCUCACGCCUUUACCCGCAUUCGGUGUCCCAUUUGACAUCGAAGAUGUAAAAGGCCCUGUGAUCCAAUCUCCCAUCCGAACUGAAGAAGAUUUAAAGAGAUUGCAUCCCAUUGAUUUCGAGAAACUGCAGUUUGUUGGAGAUUCUCUCAAGAUUCUGAGACAAGAGGUUGGGGAACAUGCUGCGGUAUUGGGUUUUGUCGGAGCGCCUUGGACAAUUGCAACAUAUAUUGUUGAAGGAGGAACAACUCGGACAUAUACUGUCAUAAAGAAUAUGUGCCACACUGCACCAAAUGUAUUGAGAGCUCUAUUAUCUCAUUUAACCAAGGCCAUUACCGAGUAUGUUGUUUACCAAGUUGAGCAUGGAGCUCAUUGCAUACAAAUAUUCGAUUCAUGGGGUGGCCAACUGACUCCUGAGAUGUGGGAACGCUGGUCCAAACCCUACAUUGAAGAGAUCAUUCAUGCUGUAAAGAAAAGAUGCCCUGAUACACCAGUAGUUUUCUAUAUCAAUGGAAAUGGUGGCCUUCUUGAACGAAUGAAGGGAACUGGAGCUGAUGUCAUUGGGCUUGACUGGACUGUAGAUAUGGCUGAUGGAAGGAGGCGACUGGGAAGCGAUGUUAGUGUUCAGGGAAAUGUGGAUCCAGCUUACCUUUUCUCUCCGCUCCCUGCUUUAACCGAAGAAAUUCUAAGAGUUGUGAAGUGUGCUGGACCAAAGGGACAUAUUCUCAAUCUAGGACACGGUGUCUUGGUAGGAACACCUGAGGAGGCCGUGGCUCAUUUCUUUGAAACCGCUAGAAGCUUGGAUUACCAAACAGUCUUCCAAAAUCAUAUUCCUGCAGAAAAAGCUGAAUCUGAGUUGGUUGUCUGAGAAAUGUUGAACAGACAAUUGGUGCAGGAAUCAGAGAAAAACUUUUAUGUCUGACCCAGAAUCGAUGCCGGAGUUGGUAACUUGCUAUGAGAAAACAUUGGAAGCUGUCCUGUUUUUGUUUUGCUAGCCUGAGGAGUUCCAGUCCUCUGGACCAAGCUGUGCUCAACUCUUAACAAUGUCUUUGAGUUGCUCAUAGGCUUCCAAUGUUGCUGCUUCAUUUUGAGAUAUGUAUGACUCUGGUAAAAAUUUUAACCAAUUAUGAAGUUGGUUUAUUUAUACGCUUUCUCUUUGUUAUCACACUUUUUACAUAUGGUUCUAUCACCGAUCUAUCAAUAUGUUAUGUCUUA